UCCCGGGCAGGAUUUGGCCUGUGUCCUUGCCUGAGUUUGGUGAUAGUGGUUCCGUAUAAGCCCUUGGUUACUCCAGCAGGCUGGUGGUAUAGCCGGAAUAGUCACCAUAUGGAUGCUACAUGGUGCAACGUUGUCGCCAUAGCCAUUUCCAAUAGCAGAGUUAUGGAGAUCAACUUGUCCAGCAUCACCCUCCGUCCAUUCCGGCUAUCAGAUGUCGAAGAUCUCAUGACAUAUGCCGGCGAUGAGCAAGUGACUCAACACCUCAGAUGGAAGACUUUGACAACCAAAGAGGAGGCUCUCACUUUCCUCAAAGAUGUUUGUAUCCCCCACCCUUGGCGCCGGUCAAUAUGCAUUGAUGACCAUUCAAUCGGCUUCAUAUCGGUCUUUCCGUGGUCAGGAGAUGAGAGUCACAAGGCUGAUAUCGGGUAUGCUAUAUCCCCAAAGUACUGGGGACAAGGAAUAGCCAGUGAAGCAGUUAAGACUGCUGUCCCUCAAGUGUUCAAGGACUUCCCUCAUUUGCUUAGGUUGCAAGCUUUUGCAAAUUCAAAGAAUAAGGCCUCUCAGAGGGUUUUGGAGAAAGCUGGGUUUCAGAAGGAGGGUUUGUUGAGAAAAUAUGGAUGUCUUAAGGGAGAAAUUAUUGAUUUGGUUGUUUAUAGUUUUCUAUCAACAGAUUAGACUAGUAGACGUCCGAGAAUCCAGCAAUGAAUAAUUGGUCUUCUAUGCUAAAUAUGGGGACUUUUAUGUAUGUAACUUUUUUAUUAUAAGUAAUUGUGAUAAACUUUGCUCC
Messenger RNA from Rosa chinensis, 787 nucleotides. RefSeq lists its product as uncharacterized. Gene Ontology annotation, molecular function: acyltransferase activity, transferring groups other than amino-acyl groups. The record is from RefSeq and is a predicted model, not a curated record. The transcript has 2 exons. NCBI's taxonomy places the organism in Eukaryota, Viridiplantae, Streptophyta, Magnoliopsida, Rosales, Rosaceae. Bases 109 to 675 code for a protein of 188 amino acids.